AGGAUUUUUGUUAUUUUUUCCUGAUCGAUUCAUACUAAAAUUUUUAGAAAUUUCACAGUGUUGGGAUUGUAACAACAAUAGCACGUGUUUUGUGCGAUUGAACAGUUUCAUUUGAAAUUCAAGCUAUAAUUUAAGUUACAUCUGCAUAACAGUUGAGAUAUGUCAGUCUGUUGCCUGAUAUUAGAAGAUGGAACCAUAUUGCAAGGAAAUAGUUUUGGUGCUGAACUGGCGGUUGACGGUGAAGUUGUUUUCCAAACUGGCAUGGUGGGUUAUGCGGAAUCCUUAACAGAUCCAUCCUACAAAUCACAGAUACUUGUUCUUACAUAUCCAUUGAUUGGAAAUUAUGGCAUUCCUGACGAUGAGAAAGAUGGACUUGGUUUACCACGAUUUUUUGAAUCGAGCACUAUUUGGGCCUCAGCCUUAGUAGUGGAUGAAAUUUGUUUUAAUCCAAGUCAUUGGCGCAGUACAAAAACUUUAUCAGACUGGAUGAAGGCUCAAAACAUUCCUGGAAUAUGUAAUAUUGAUACUCGUGCGCUUACUAAACAUAUCAGGUCCAAAGGUUCCGUUUUGGGACGUAUUGUACAAGGAGUUUUGCCUGGACCAACAGCCCCAUUUAGUGAUCCUAAUGUUAGAAACCUUGUUGCAGAUGUUUCUACAAAGGCUCCUACUAGUUACAAUCCUAAUGGUUCUUUAGUUAUCUGUGCAGUAGAUUGUGGCUUGAAAUAUAAUCAAAUUAGAUGUCUAGUUGCUCGUGGAGCUCGAGUUGAUGUAGUUCCAUGGAAUGCUCAUCUGAAUGCAGCUAGUUAUGAUGGUCUUUUUCUCAGUAAUGGACCUGGUGAUCCAAAAAUUUGUAAUACCACUGUUAAUAAUAUCAGGAAAGUGAUGAAUGGUCCUGUACCCAUUCCUGCAAAGCCCAUUUUUGGUAUUUGUUUGGGCCAUCAGCUUUUAGCCUCAGCAGCUGGUGCUAAGACGUAUAAAAUGCAUUAUGGUAAUCGUGGUCAUAAUCAACCUUGUAUUCAUAAUGACACAAGGUGCUGUUUUAUGACUACUCAAAAUCAUGGUUAUGCCGUGGAUGAGGAUAGCUUACCAUCGGAUUGGGUACCUCUUUUUACAAAUGCUAAUGACAAAAGUAAUGAAGGAAUUGUACAUAAGUCGAAGCCAUUUUUCAGUGUUCAAUUUCACCCCGAGCACACUGCUGGCCCAGAAGAUUUAGAAUGCUUGUUUGAUAUAUUUUUACAAGCUGUUAAGGAUCAUAGAGAUUCUAGUAGUGAAACAACAAUUCGUGAUAUGAUAACUAGAGCUUUAAGCUAUAAGAGCAUAUACUCCAUAGAAACAAAACCUAAAAAAGUUCUGAUACUUGGCUCUGGAGGGUUGAGUAUAGGACAGGCAGGUGAAUUUGAUUAUUCAGGCUCACAGGCUAUAAAAGCUUUGAAGGAAGAGAAGAUACAAACCGUUUUGAUCAAUCCCAAUAUUGCCACUGUGCAAACUUCACCUGGACUUGCUGAUAAAAUAUACUUUUUGCCAUUGACUCCUGAAUAUGUUGAACAGGUAAUUAAAGCAGAACGCCCUAGUGGCAUUCUGUUAACAUUUGGUGGUCAAACUGCUUUAAAUUGUGGAGUAAAAUUAGAGCAAGAUGGAGUUUUUAAAACGUAUGGAGUUAAAAUACUAGGAACUCCAAUUCAAUCAAUAAUUGAUACAGAAGAUCGUAAAAUAUUUGCAGAAAAAAUAAAUGAAAUUGGGGAGCAAGUGGCUCCUAGUGCUGCAGUUUAUUGUAUUCAGGAAGCUAUAGAGGCAGCUGAUAAAAUUGGCUAUCCAGUUAUGGCACGAGCGGCUUUUAGCUUGGGAGGGUUGGGUUCAGGUUUUGCUAAUAAUAAGGACGAACUCAAAGUACUUGCUCAAAAUGCUUUUGCACAUUCCAAUCAGCUAAUAAUAGAUAAAUCCCUUAAGGGAUGGAAAGAGGUGGAGUAUGAAGUUGUUAGAGAUGCUUUUAAUAAUUGCAUUACAGUGUGCAACAUGGAAAAUGUAGAUCCACUAGGAAUUCACACAGGAGAAUCAAUUGUAGUUGCUCCAAGUCAAACUUUAUCUAAUCGUGAAUAUAACAUGCUACGAACAACAGCUAUUAAGGUAAUUCGACAUCUUGGAGUGGUUGGAGAAUGCAAUAUACAGUACGCUCUCAAUCCUCACUCAGAAGAGUAUUAUAUUAUAGAAGUAAACGCUAGGUUAUCCAGGAGCUCAGCUCUCGCAAGUAAGGCUACUGGCUACCCUUUAGCGUAUGUUGCUGCAAAAUUAUCAUUGGGUGUAUCACUGUUAGAUAUUAAAAAUUCUGUCACUGGUGAAACAACUGCCUGCUUCGAGCCAAGUCUGGAUUACUGUGUAGUUAAGAUUCCCCGAUGGGAUUUAAGUAAGUUUAAUCGUGUUAGUACAAAAAUUGGAAGCUCCAUGAAAAGUGUUGGUGAGGUAAUGGCGGUUGGAAGAAAAUUUGAGGAAGCUUUUCAGAAAGCAUUACGCAUGGUGGACGAAAAUGUGACAGGAUUUGAUCCUUACAUGCAACAAUUGAAUGAUGAAGUCCUUACCGCACCUACAGAUAAACGUAUGUAUAUAGUAGCAGCAUCAUUAAAAGCAGGCUAUUCUGUUGAGAAAUUACAUAAUUUGACAAAAAUAGAUAAAUGGUUUUUGCAAAAAAUGAAGAAUAUCAUUGAGUAUUUAACUUUCAUGGAGGGUUUAAAAACUGAUAGUUUAACUAAAGACUUAUUACUGAAAGCUAAAUGUUUAGGAUUCAGUGACAAACAAAUUGCAAAUGCCAUACAGAGUACUGAACUUGCUGUGCGCCAAUUACGCCAAGAGAAGGGUGUAACGCCAUUUGUUAAACAGAUUGACACAGUAGCAGCUGAGUGGCCUGCUACUACUAAUUACUUGUAUCUCACAUAUAAUGGCAAAUCACAUGAUGUGGAAUUUAUUGGUGAUUAUACUAUGGUGAUAGGAUCUGGUGUAUAUCGUAUUGGAAGUUCAGUAGAAUUUGAUUGGUGUGCUGUAGGCUGCUUGCGAGAAUUGAGAAAUUUAGGUCAGAAAACUAUUAUGGUCAAUUAUAAUCCUGAAACAGUUAGUACAGAUUAUGAUAUGUGCGACCGCCUGUAUUUUGAAGAAAUAUCUUUUGAGGUGGUUAUGGAUAUUUAUGAUGUUGAAAAUCCCUUUGGUGUCAUUUUAUCGAUGGGCGGACAACUUCCAAAUAAUAUUGCUAUGGAUUUGCACAGACAACAGGCUCGUGUCUUAGGUACCUCUCCAGAGUCUGUCGAUGGUGCCGAAAAUCGCUUUAAAUUUUCUCGUAUGUUAGAUAGACGAGGUAUUUUGCAGCCUAGAUGGAAAGAGCUUACUGAUUUAGAGUCUGCCAUGUCAUUUUGCGAUGAAGUGGGUUAUCCUUGCUUGGUUAGGCCAUCAUAUGUAUUAAGUGGUGCUGCUAUGAACGUUGCGCAUUCUCAUCAAGACUUGGAAACGUAUUUAAAUGCAGCCAGUGAAGUAAGCAAGGAGCAUCCAGUUGUAAUAUCUAAAUUUUUAUUAGAAGCAAAAGAAAUAGAUGUCGAUGCAGUAGCUGCUGAAGGUGAGAUUUUAUGUAUGGCAGUAUCAGAGCAUGUCGAAAAUGCUGGAGUGCAUUCUGGUGAUGCAACAUUAGUUACACCUCCUCAAGACAUAAACCCUGAGACAUUGGAAAAGAUAAAAGAAAUAUCACGUGAUAUUGCUGCUCUUCUAGAUGUUACAGGACCAUUCAAUAUGCAGUUAAUUGCAAAGGAUAAUGAUCUAAAAGUUAUUGAGUGCAACGUUCGUGUUUCUCGGUCAUUUCCUUUCGUUUCAAAAACUUUAAAUCAUGAUUUUGUUGCCAUGGCUACGAGAGUUAUUGUUGGUUUGCCAGUCGAACCAGUUGAAGUACUACAUGGCUGUGGAAAAGUUGGAGUUAAAGUGCCUCAGUUUUCGUUUUCAAGGCUUGCUGGUGCUGACAUGCUUCUUGGUGUGGAAAUGGCUUCUACGGGUGAGGUUGCUUGUUUUGGUGACAAUCGUUAUGAGGCUUAUCUCAAAGCUAUGAUCAGCACAGGAUUCAACGUUCCUCAGAAAUCUAUAUUGCUUUCUAUUGGAAGUUUUAAGCACAAACUUGAGCUACUGCCUUCUAUUAGAGCAUUGCAAAAAAUGGGAUUUAAGUUAUAUGCAAGUUUAGGAACAGGAGAUUUUUACAAUGAGCAUGGAGUCGAUGUAGAAUCAGUUCAAUGGACAUUUGACGCAUUAGAUGAUCUCACCAGUCAGGGAGAGCUCAAACACUUAGCCGAAUUUCUAGCUAAUAAACAUUUUGAUUUAAUAAUUAAUUUGCCAAUGCGAAAUGGAGGAGCGAGGCGUGUUUCUUCUUUCAUGACUCACGGUUAUCGUACAAGAAGACUAGCUGUUGACUAUUCUAUUCCACUGAUAACCGAUGUUAAAUGUACCAAGCUUUUUGUUGAGGCGCUAAGACUUAUUGGAAGGACUCCACCAAUUAUGAAGACCCACACAGAUUGUAUGACAUCGCGUAGAAUUGUAAAGUUGCCAGGCUUUAUAGAUGUACAUGCCCAUUUGCGAGUACCUGGUGCUCCACAUAAGGAAGACUUUGCUAGUGGCACCGCCGCUGCCCUGGCAGGUGGUAUUACCCUUGUUUGUGCUAUGCCUAACACGGAUCCCGCCAUAGUAAAUGCCGAAAAUUUCAACAUCGCUUUGGAACUUGCGCGCCAGGAUGCUCGCUGUGACUACGCAUUAUUCGUCGGUGCGGCCCAUGAUAACUUUUCCACGCUGCAUGAACUUGCCCCCGCUGCCGCUGCUCUAAAAAUGUACUUGAAUCACACAUACGGUACUCUACACUUGCCUAAUAUGACGAUUUGGCACAAACAUAUGGCAGCGUGGCCUCGAAAAUAUCCACUCUGUGUUCAUGCUGAAUCACAAACUACUGCUGCAGUUUUAUUCUUGGCACAUGUGCUAGACCGUCCUGUGCAUAUCUGCCACGUGGCGCGGAAGGAAGAAAUUUUGGCGAUACGUCAAGCCAAAGAGAGAGGAAUUAAGGUUACUUGUGAAGUGUGCCCGCAUCAUCUCUUUCUUAGCACUGACGAUUUGCAACGCAUAGGCUAUAAAGAAAGUGAAGUCAGGCCUGUUUUGUGCUCGCCUGAAGACCAAGAAGCAUUGUGGGACAACAUGAAUAUAAUAGACGUAUUUGCUACUGAUCAUGCUCCACACAUUCUGGAGGAGAAACGAUCUGAAAAGGCGCCUCCUGGUUUUCCCGGGUUAGAAACUAUUCUGCCUCUUCUGCUAAAUGCUGUUCACGAAGGCAGACUCACGUUAGAUGACAUCAUCAACAAAUUUCACAAAAAUCCAAAACGUAUUUUUAACUUGCCCGAUCAACCUGAUACUUACGUCGAAGUCGAUUUAGAUGAUGAUUGGGUGAUUCCGAAUGCAAUGGCUUACAGUAAAGCAGGGUGGACGCCAUUUUCAGGAAUGCAGGUACGAGGAUCAGUUCAUCGUGUGGUUUUACGCGGUGAAAUUGCAUAUGUUGAAGGUCAAGUUUUAUUGCAACCUGGAUUUGGUCAAAACGUUCGUGAAUGGAGACAAAAGAAAAUUCCGAUUGUUGAAACAACAAAAGUUUUAUCUCCAGAAUUGCCGACCGAAGUAAUUCGUGCGGGUGAUUGGGAAAGCGAAAAUCGGACAAACGAAAUGUUUACCAAAUUGUUGAAUAAUGAAAGUAAUGCUAAAUUAGGUGUGCAUUUUGCUUCAGAAAAUGCAGCGCUGAGAACUUUAUCACCCGUUUCAUUCAUGCCACGCCAGAGGUGCGACAGUGGAACAUUUAUUCGUGAAGCUAGCACUAGUCAUGCAUUGUUUGGUAAACAUAUUCUCACUGUAGACAUGUUCAACAAAGAACAAUUAAAUGAUAUUUUCAAUUUGGCUGAAAAUAUCAAAGCUCGCGUUGUCAAAGAUCGACCAGUAGAUGAAAUUUUGCGCGGUAAGGUAAUGGCUUCUAUCUUUUAUGAAGUGAGUACUCGUACCAGCUGCAGCUUUGCUGCUGCAAUGCAGAGGCUCGGAGGCCGAGUGAUCCAUAUAGAUGAAACUAGCUCAUCUGCUAAGAAAGGCGAAACUCUAGAAGAUUCUGUUUCUGUCAUGGCUGGUUACUCGGAUGUAAUUGUACUUCGCCAUCCAGAACCAGGAGCAGUAGCUAAAGUGGCUGCGCACUGUAGAAAGCCAUUAAUAAAUGCUGGCGAUGGAGUUGGCGAACAUCCAACUCAAGCGUUGCUUGAUAUAUUUACUAUUCGUGAAGAAAUUGGUACCGUUAAUGGUUUGACUAUAACUAUGGUCGGCGACUUGAAAAAUGGUCGUACUGUACACUCAUUGGCUCGUUUGUUGACGUUAUACAAUAUUCAAUUACGCUACGUCAGUCCGAAGGGUCUUGGAAUGCCUAAGCAUAUUGUACAAUAUGUUGAUUCAAAAGGAAUUCCACAGAGAAUUUGUGAAACGCUGGAAGAAGUUUUGCCUGAUACACAUGUAUUAUAUAUGACUCGGAUACAAAGGGAGAGAUUUGAAUCAGUGGAGGAAUAUGAGCAGGCUUGUGGAGAAUUUGUCGUAACACCUCAGCUAAUGACCAAGGCUAAGAAACGUAUGAUUGUAAUGCAUCCGCUUCCAAGAGUGUUUGAAAUUUCCAAGGAGUUUGAUUCUGAUCCUAGAGCUGCUUACUUCAGACAAGCUGAAUAUGGAAUGUAUAUCAGAAUGGCAUUAUUAGCCAUGGUUUUGGGUAGAUAUUAAUUUGUUUAAAAUUAAAAUAUGCUUAGUCUAUAAAUUAGACUUUUGUAUAUAUUUUCGUCACUUUUGUACGUUGUUUGAAUGCAUUUGCAAUGAAAGCAAACGCGAAGCGGUGAUCAGAUCACGUUUAAUUUUUUUUUUUAUUUUGAGAAACUCCAUCACAACUUACUAUUUAUUUUAUUCUUACAAGAUAAGAUGUGUAAUGAAACUCCAGACGUGUAUUGUUUUCUGCGCUAUGAAAUGUUUUUGAAAUACCUUUUUUAAAAUGUAUAAUUAGUGUAAUUGUUUUAAAUUAGUUUUAAUAUUUUUGUAAUUUCUAA
This is a messenger RNA of Ctenocephalides felis (cat flea), 7112 nucleotides long. It is a transcript of the gene rudimentary, whose product is annotated as CAD protein. The record is from RefSeq and is a predicted model, not a curated record. The transcript has 11 exons. The coding region runs from base 160 to 6795 and encodes 2211 amino acids. Lineage: Eukaryota; Metazoa; Arthropoda; Insecta; Siphonaptera; Pulicidae. Gene Ontology annotation, biological process: L-arginine biosynthetic process; 'de novo' pyrimidine nucleobase biosynthetic process; L-glutamine metabolic process. Gene Ontology annotation, molecular function: ATP binding; metal ion binding; amino acid binding. Gene Ontology annotation, cellular component: carbamoyl-phosphate synthase complex; cytoplasm.